Messenger RNA from Carlito syrichta (Philippine tarsier), 3636 nucleotides. It is a transcript of the gene RNF145, whose product is annotated as ring finger protein 145. Gene Ontology annotation, cellular component: endomembrane system; endoplasmic reticulum. Gene Ontology annotation, molecular function: ubiquitin protein ligase activity; zinc ion binding. The record is from RefSeq and is a predicted model, not a curated record. NCBI's taxonomy places the organism in Eukaryota, Metazoa, Chordata, Mammalia, Primates, Tarsiidae. The transcript has 11 exons. Bases 400 to 2385 code for a protein of 661 amino acids.
CCCCAGCCCCGCGGCGGCGGCGGCGGCGGCCCGGGGCUGCUGCUCCCGCUGCUGAGCUGCCUGCCGGCCGCGAGCUGGAUCGGGGUUACUAGAGUUCAAACGCAUCUGAGAUCAGCAGGCGUGGGGGGAGGCGGUGCGGAGAGAGAGGAAGGGGCCUUUGCCGUGAGCAGGCAUCAAAGAUUAAUGGAUGGCUUUGCAUCGCAGUCUGCAGUAAACAGGAAACUAGUCUGAAAGGAAAGGAGAGCACUGUGUGUCUUUUUUGUUUUGUAAAAUUCGGAGUGUGCACUUCUACUGGAUCUUGAAUCGGGCCCAAAAGGAUGAGCUGUCGGUGCUGCAGUCGUGACCCAGGCUGAGUGCCCGAUGGCAGAGGAGAGGUAGUCUACUCCAAGGAAAAAAAACAUGGCUGCAAAAGAGAAACUGGAGGCAAUGUUGAAUGUGGCUCUGAGGGUGCCAAGCAUCAUGCUGUUGGAUGUCCUGUACAGAUGGGAUGUCAGCUCUUUUUUCCAGCAGAUCCAAAGAAGUAGCCUCAGUAACAACCCUCUUUUCCAGUAUAAGUAUUUGGCUCUUAAUAUGCAUUAUGUAGGUUACAUCCUAAGUGUCGUGCUGCUGACCUUGCCCAGGCAGCAUCUGGUUCAACUUUAUCUGUAUUUUUUGACUGCCCUGCUCCUUUAUGCUGGACAUCAAAUCUCCAGAGACUAUGUUAGAAGUGAACUGGAGUUUGCCUAUGAAGGACCAAUGUAUUUAGAACCUCUCUCCAUGAAUCGAUUUACCACAGCCUUAAUAGGUCAGUUGGUGGUGUGUACUUUAUGUUCCUGUGUCAUGAAAACCAAGCAAAUCUGGCUCUUUUCAGCUCACAUGCUUCCUCUGCUAGCACGACUCUGCCUUGUUCCUUUGGAGACUAUUGUCAUCAUCAACAAAUUUGCUAUGAUUUUUACUGGAUUGGAAGUCCUCUAUUUUCUUGGGUCAAAUCUUUUAGUACCUUAUAAUCUUGCUAAGUCUGCAUACAGAGAGUUGGUUCAGGUAGUGGAGGUAUAUGGUCUUCUAGCCUUGGGAAUGUCCCUAUGGAAUCAACUGGUAGUCCCUGUUCUGUUCAUGGUUUUCUGGCUCGUCUUAUUUGCUCUUCAGAUUUACUCCUAUUUCAGUACUCGAGAUCAGCCUGCAUCACGUGAGAGGCUGCUUUUCCUUUUUCUGACAAGUAUUGCUGAAUGCUGCAGCACUCCCUACUCUCUUUUGGGUUUGGUCUUCACCGUUUCUUUUGUUGCCUUGGGUGUUCUGACACUCUGCAAGUUUUACUUGCAGGGUUAUCGAGCUUUCAUGAAUGAUCCUGCCAUGAAUCGCGGCAUGACAGAAGGAGUGACACUGUUAAUCCUGGCAGUUCAGACUGGGCUGAUAGAACUCCAGGUGGUUCACCGGGCAUUCCUGCUCAGUAUCAUCCUUUUCAUCGUCGUGGCAUCUAUCCUCCAGUCCAUGUUAGAGAUUGCAGACCCCAUUGUUUUGGCACUGGGAGCCUCUAGAGACAAGAGUUUAUGGAAACACUUCCGUGCUGUGAGCCUUUGUUUAUUUUUGCUGGUAUUCCCUGCUUAUAUGGCUUACAUGAUUUGCCAGUUUUUCCACAUGGACUUUUGGCUUCUUAUCAUUAUUUCCAGCAGCAUUCUUACCUCUCUUCAGGUUCUGGGAACACUUUUUAUUUAUGUCUUAUUUAUGGUUGAGGAAUUCAGAAAAGAGCCGGUGGAAAACAUGGAUGAUGUCAUCUACUAUGUGAAUGGCACAUACCGCCUGCUGGAGUUCCUUGUGGCUCUCUGCGUGGUGGCCUAUGGCGUCUCAGAGACCAUCUUUGGAGAAUGGACAGUGAUGGGCUCAAUGAUCAUCUUCAUCCAUUCCUACUAUAAUGUGUGGCUUCGGGCCCAGCUGGGGUGGAAGAGCUUUCUCCUCCGCAGGGAUGCUGUGAAUAAGAUUAAAUCAUUACCCAUUGCUACGAAAGAGCAGCUUGAGAAGCACAAUGACAUUUGUGCCAUCUGCUAUCAGGACAUGAAAUCUGCUGUGAUCACGCCUUGCAGUCAUUUCUUCCAUGCAGGCUGUCUAAAGAAAUGGCUGUAUGUCCAGGAGACCUGCCCUCUGUGCCACUGCCACCUCAAGAACUCCUCCCAGCCUCCGGGGUUAGGAACCGAGCCUCCACAGCCUCCUGCUGAAGCUGAACAUGUCAUGCUUCAGGAAGGUUCUGAACCCCCAGGCCAGGCACGUUCUCCAGGGACCAGGGUACAGGAGGAUUCUGGGGACAGUAGUGGGCCUGUUGCCAGAAGACCAGAUAGCCAGGAAGGGGCUGUUGACCCCAAAGAAUAUCCUCAUAGUGCAAAAGAUAAAGCACUUCCUGUAGAGUCAGCUUAGAGGAAAGGAAGCAGAAAUGAUGUGUUGGUACUCUGUGGGGAAGCUAACUCAAGAUGGAGUUCAUGCUCCAGUUCGGGGAAUGGACAUGUGAGACGAUCAGGCAGGAAACUGACAUUCCAGGGAUCUAAUCCAGGAAGUACUCUCAGUGGAGACCACCUGCUUUCAUCCCCUGGCCUAUGGGAGAAAUUCUGCCAUGUAUGCUCAUCAAAAUGUAUUUAUAUACUCUAUGCUGAUGUUUUGUAGAGGUUUGCCAAGAGAAUUCAACCUUCACAACUUCAGAAACUGCCCCUGAUGUGUGUGAGGGAUCAAUAAAAUCAGAUUUGCGUGUUCAGAGGGACUGAGGAGAUGAGAAUCAAGAGGACGAGCACAAGCGUGGCAGGCACAGGCCCAGGCGGAACUGGCCUUUCACUGCCGGGGACGGAUCAUUCUUGCCACGGUGUGAAGAGCGACCAGCCCUUUCUCCACCCCUGUUUUCCUCAGUCAGUCGGAACUCAGUCAGGUGAUGGUCGAGUCUUGUACAGCACUGAAAUGAAAUCAAAGAUGUAGAAGCAUCGAUUGUAUUCCGAGAGCGCAGCACGCUCACACUCGUAUGUGCUUUAGGGAAGGGGGGUGGGUGCGCGGGCCUUGCGGGUACAUUUGUGUCAUAUGAGACUCUUGACCUUCAUGACGGAGUCUUCAAUCUUUUGAUGUAUAUGAACCUUUUGUUAAUAUUGUAUACUUCGUUGGCUGUGUGACGUAAACUAAAACUCUAAUGAACACUUUGGAGUCUGCUUUAGUGAAGGAGACCAAAGUGGGAAGAGCUUUAGGGCACUGAUGGAGGCCUGGGUGUACCUUUCAGUCCUGUGUAAUGUUUAGUUCUCACAGCUGAAUCCAAACAGUAUUAAAUUAUGGCAAUAUUUGCACUUUGGGAAUGAGUACAUAACUGUAUGAUCACACUCUGCAAAUGCCACUUUUAAAGCUGUUAGUAGACUUUGCACCUUUUCUUUGACAAGGAUGUGUCAUAUUUAGAUUUUUACAUUCAUCAUGGCUACAGGUAGCACUGGGGAGGGGGGAAUGGAAUUUUUUAUGGGAAUUUUGAUAUGAAAAGAAACUAGUCAUUUAUUUAUACAAUAGGCUUGGCUCAAAAAAAGUGUUUUUCAGACCUUGGUAUUCCUAAUGUGGGAUGUGACUUUAUUUUAUUUUUAGUAGCAAAUUUGGAUGUAGACCGACAGACAUAGCUGAAUGUCUUAAUAAAUUUACAUUUGAAGAUAA